AGUAAAAGUACUGAAUAAAUAAACAUUACAUUAUUAUUAUUGUAACAUCAACAUAUAAUUGUAUUGAUUAUUGUUUCCAGAGUAUUUCAUGUUCUUCUUUUAUAAAGAUGAAUUCGUCCACGGGGUUUUAUUCUGAAGGUUCCGACAGGAAGUCCUCUGCAGUGGGUGAAAGAUCAAACCGCAGCGGUAGUUUCAGGUGAAACACGCCGAGGCAGGACCGGCAGGACCGGACCGAGCCGGUCGGACCGGUGCGGCCCGGCCGGUAUAAGAGGCGGCUGCCCGGCUCCCCGGAGGCCCCACACCGCUCAGACAUGGUCCCCCUGCUGCUGCUGGCCGCGCUGCUGCUGGGAGGCUACGUGUUCCUCACGCGCACGCUCUUCAGGAGAGCCACCUGCAGAGGCACCGCGGCCAUGGCCGGCAAGACCGUCAUCAUCACAGGAGGGAACACUGGCAUCGGUAAAGCCACCGCUCUGCACCUCGCCAGGAAGGGAGCCAAAGUGGUCCUGGCCUGCAGGAACCGGGUCAAGGCCGAGGCCGCCAUCGCAGAUAUCCAACAGGAAACAGGAAGUACUGACGUUCUCUUCAUGCACUUGGAUCUGGCCAGUCUGAAGUCGGUCCGCUGCUUCACCGAACGCUUCCUGGAAACAGAGUCCAGGUUGGAUCUGCUCAUCAACAACGCUGGUCUGGUGGCUGACGGACGGACAGAAGACGGUUUCGGCAUCGAGUUCGGGGUGAACCACCUGGGUCACUUCCUGUUGACGUACCUGCUGCUGGAGCUCCUGAAGGAGGCGGGGGGGGGGCGCGUGGUCACCGUGUCCUCCAUGGCGUACCGCUGGGGGAGCAUCGACCUGGAGGCUCUGGCGGUGCACAGACACCUGGGCACCGGCCGCUACAGCUGGCAGUUCUUCCAGGCGUACUGCAACAGCAAACUGUGCAACAUGCUGUUCACCCACGAGCUCGCCAAGAGGCUGAAGGGGUCCUCGGUCAGCUGCUACAGCGUCCACCCAGGUGUGGUCCGGACCGAGCUGUCCCGUAACGUCAGCCUGUGGCAGAAGGUCUUCAUCGAGCCCGUGGCCCGGCUGCUGUUCCUGGACCCGGAGGCCGGAGCCCAGACCACGCUGCACUGCUCCCUGCAGGAGGGAAUCGAACCCCUGAGCGGACGCUACUUCUCCUGCUGCGCCGUGGAGGACGUGAACCCGCGGGGCCGAGACGACGCCGUGGCCCGGAGGCUGUGGGACGUCAGCGAGCGCCUCUGUGGACUCUCUUAAGGUGGACUGACCACGAAGGACUUCCCCCUCCACCUUAAACUGGAGCGAUGUUAAAACCCUGGUGUUAAAGUGGGAGGAGUCUCCUCCGUGUCUGUAACAACGUCCUCUGUAAUAAAGCGUUGCCGUGGCAGUGGGCUCCAUGACUGUGUGCUGCUGCCCCCUAGUGGCUGACAUGUGACAAACAACCUCCCCCCUCACGGACCCCCGUUGACUCCAGGGGGGUCAAAGGUCUAGGAGGGUUUGAGUCCUUUAUGAACCUUUUCCAUAAGUCUGCAUUAAAUGCAGACUUUAACCGAGGGAAUUACCCACAAUUCAUUGCAAUGUGACAUGGAGACAUAAAAAAGAUUAUAUAUGUAUGUAUGUAUGUAUAUA
This is a messenger RNA of Cyclopterus lumpus (lumpfish), 1640 nucleotides long. RefSeq names its product dehydrogenase/reductase SDR family member 13-like. NCBI's taxonomy places the organism in Eukaryota, Metazoa, Chordata, Actinopteri, Perciformes, Cyclopteridae. The transcript is spliced from 6 exons. The record is from RefSeq and is a predicted model, not a curated record. Bases 312 to 1268 code for a protein of 318 amino acids.